Messenger RNA from Pyrus x bretschneideri (Chinese white pear), 2873 nucleotides. RefSeq names its product pentatricopeptide repeat-containing protein At2g22410, mitochondrial-like. Gene Ontology annotation, molecular function: RNA binding; protein binding. Gene Ontology annotation, biological process: RNA modification. The transcript is spliced from 4 exons. The coding region runs from base 205 to 2196 and encodes 663 amino acids. Lineage: Eukaryota; Viridiplantae; Streptophyta; Magnoliopsida; Rosales; Rosaceae. The record is from RefSeq and is a predicted model, not a curated record.
UAAUAUGGCUUUGUUUUUUAGGCGAUAAUCAUUCGGUUAUAAUAAUUAGAUAUCAAAUUUAAUCAUGUGAGUUUGGAGAUCUUCCAUACAAAUUAAAGGCUAGUUGUUUUUGCAACAUGAUAUUUUUCAACCCAAACAAAAAACAAGGUAUCUUGUAAUUCAUAAUACCGUUACAUUUACCUCCAAACCAAAAUUCCAACGGCCAUGUUCUUCACUCCCAAAAAUCCGACCGUUGCUUCCCGCUUCUUUCACUCUCUACACCCCACUCUCCCUUCAAAGCCCACCAAUUUCGCCCACAAAUUCAAAAACUCCACUCACCAAACCCUGCACCUUCUCCUUGAGCAAUGCUCCUCCAUGAGAGAACUCAAACAGCUCCACGCCCAAAUCAUUCUCCACAGCCUCACAAACGAAAACCUCACGCUCGGAAAACUCAUAUCAUUCUGCUCCGUCUCCGAUCCCAGAAAUCUCCACUACGCCCAGCUUGUGUUCGACCAAAUUCCUGAACCAAAUAAGUUUAUGUACAAUAGUCUUAUAAGGGGUUACUCAAAUAGUGAUGACCCAUUUAAGGCUUUUUCACUCUACUGCCAAAUGGUUGGUUCAGGUCUUUCACCGAACGAGUUCACGUUGCCCUUUGUGCUCAAGGUUUGCGUGGGACAGUCCGCGUAUUGGGAAGCCGUGGCUGUUCAUGGCCAGGCUAUUAAACUAGGAAUUGGGUCUCAAGUUUGCGUGCAAAAUGCCCUUAUUGCUGUCUAUAGUGUUCGUGGGUUGAUCCGGUGUGCUCAGAAUGUGUUUGAUGAUAUGUCUGAGAGGAGUCUGGUUUCAUGGAAUUCAAUGAUCGGUGGCUAUGCUAGAAUGGGUUCGUGCAAGGAGGCUCUGUUGUUGUUUAGGGAGAUGAGAGAUUUGGGGGUUGAGCCUGAUAAGUUUACUUUGGUUAAUUUACUCUCUGUUUGUUCACAAGCUUGUGAUUUGGAAUUGGGAAGAUAUGUGCACUCUUUUAUUGAGGUUAGUGGGAUUGAAAUUGACCAAAUUGUGAGAAAUGCUCUUCUGGAUAUGUAUGCCAAGUGUGGACAUUUGCACAUGGCAAGAACAAUUUUUGAUCAAAUGACCCACAAAAAUGUGGUUUCCUGGACGUCAAUGGUUAGAGCAUACACUAAACAUGGGCUCAUUGAAUUUGCCCAGGAGUUUUUCAACCAGAUGCCACAUAAAAAUGUGGUUUCUUGGAAUUCAAUGAUCUCAUAUUAUGUCCGGGAAGGCCAGUGCAGGGUGGCUUUGGAUCUAUUCCAGAAAAUGCUUAAUUCCAGUGUGGUGCCUGAUGAGGCUACCUUGGUUUCCGUCCUUUCAGCCUGCAGUCAAAUUGGCGAUUUGGUCAUUGGAAGGAAAACCCAUAAUUACAUUUGCAACAGCAAUAUUGCACCCAGUGUAACUCUUUUUAAUUCCCUUAUGGACAUGUAUGCAAAAUGCGGUGCUGUUGAAAUUGCCAUGGACAUCUUUAUUCUGAUACCAGAAAAGAAUGUAGUAUCAUGGAACAUCAUUAUCGGGGCCCUUGCAUUGCACGGUCGCGGAUCAGAAUCAAUCGGGAUCUUCGAACAGAUGCAAGCAGGUGGAAUCUGGCCGGAUGAAAUCACCUUCAUCGGACUGCUUUCUGCUUGCAGUCACGGUGGUCUUCUAGACUUAGGGAGACAUUACUUUGAAAAAAUGAAGUCUACUUACAGAAUAUCACCUGAAAUUGAGCACCAUGCUUGCAUGGUAGAUCUGCUGGGGCGAGCUGGACUUUUAGAAGGAGCAAUGAGGCUGGUAAGAGGAAUGCCAAUGAAGCCUGAUGUUGUCAUUUGGGGUGCUUUACUUGGUGCUUGUAGGAUCCAUGGAAAUGUGGAAUUGGGAAAGCUGAUUCUAAAGCAGCUGUUGGAGUUGGAACUGCAUGGUUCUGGGCUUUAUGUACUUCUAGCAAACAUAUUUGGGGAAGCGCACAGAUGGGAGGAUGUUAAGAACAUCAGGAAACUAAUAAAAGACGGCGGAUCCAUAAAGAGUAAAGCAGUGAGCUCGAUUGAAAUUGAUGGCCGUGUUUAUGAAUUUACGGUUGAUGACAAGAGACAUGAAACUUCAAGCAGUAUAUACUCCAUGCUUGAUCAAUUAACAGAUCAUCUGAGGCCUACUGGGUAUGCUCCAAGUGCGAUUUUGGAUAUUGAAGAAUCAUAGUUGCUGUAUCUUAGGAUAUACACCUUUUGACCACGGAGCAAGUAGAAAUGUCUUCUACAAAAAGGUUUCUUCCUUUCAGGGCGUUGAUUAAGUGUACGAAACAGAGCUUGAGCACCUGGAUUUAGACUUCUCUCUAGUUUGAGAGCAAGUCAACCGUGCAGAAAGAACCUAAUACCGACUGAUGCAUCAUGGUCGUUGCUAAUAGGUUACUUCGCGAGUUCGAAAAUUGUAAAACGUACAAUGAAAAUCCUUAAAAAAUACUACUGUACGAACUGUUAGGGAGUAGUGAAACUUGGAAGGAUCAAGGAUGCACACCUAACAUGCAGGUCGCCUUGUUUUUGUUUUUAACCAGCUAUGGCCACUUCUUUCUGUAUUUUUUUCUUGAGAAUAAUAAUCUGCUUUCCUUUUCCUGUCUUCAGAACUUCAUGUCAAACUGCAGCUAAUAGGCAUAUAUAUAUGUACGGAUGGGAACAACUAAAACUUCCAUACAAGUUUCAUUGAAUCGAAUGUAGGGACUACAAUGAAGUAUUAACAUUCAACAAAAAGGACAAAACCCAAGAUCCAAUCUUGCAAGGAAAGAAGAAAGAAAGCCACAUCCAAUCCAAGAUUGCAGAACCAAUUUGACCAAAGCUCGAGUCUUUCCAAAUCUUAAGGAGAGGUGGGGCCCUGACAGCCAU